Molecule: messenger RNA, 606 nt
Organism: Cooperia oncophora
Lineage: Eukaryota; Metazoa; Nematoda; Chromadorea; Rhabditida; Trichostrongylidae
Source: the annotation of a GenBank genome assembly
AUGUUCUGCCUGUUGCUUUUCAUGCUACAUUUGGCUGAGCUGUGCCUGUCGACGAGAGAUCACGAGCCAGCGAGCAACCACUUAAGGGAGGCGACCCCACAGGCAAGUCUGUUGAUGUGCGAGGAAGAAAUAGUGGAAGCGAUCCGUGCAGAGAAUCAAGGCACUCUGCUGCAAACGCUACCAGCUUCCCGCUCGACUGCUUUGAAAACAGAAGUCAAGAAUUCGCAUAUAAAGAACGUGAAGAGAAGAGAGGAGGCUGAGGUUUCGCCUGCUGUUGCUCAAGAAGAAGCAGUCGAUAUGUUAUGCAGCGGGCUACGAACUGAUGUAGAAACCACUCACUUACAAAAUCCCCUUUGUUCUGAUGACCCUUCCUGUGCAUCCUCUGAAGCUAGCAAUCCUUGCGAAAGAAGAUACCGUAUUCAUUUGGGGUCAACGUGCGAAUCAUUAGCCAGAGUGAGUCCGAAUCUUCAUCAUCAAGCUGAGGGGAUGAAUGACAAGCACGUUUCGGGAAAUCUGUGCACGCCUUCUCGUGCUGCGUGUAAGGAUCGAGAAGGCUUUGACAUCGUCAUUGGAGAAGAUGAUGGCCAAGAUCGCCAAGAUAGAUGA